AUUUAACGGCGGGGGAGGCGAGCUGGUCAGCUCAGUCUGGGCACGGGCUCGGGGCGGCACGGAGGAGGUCCAGGACGGGCAGCACUGGGGCAUCACCUGAGGCGGAGAGAUGAAAGCACCCUACUCGCUGUCCUGCCUCUUCCUCCUGAGUCUGGGGGCCUGCUUCCCUCCCAGCGAGCUGCAGGAGCAGGGAGACCCCGGGGAAGGGACCCCGCUCAAGCCCAGCUGGCAAGCGGCGUUUGAGGACUUGGGUGCCGGCUGGAGGGCAGGAGCAAAGCGGAGGCAAAGCGAGGAGCCGAGCACACUGCUGGGCAUCGUCCGGGAGCUGCGGGGCUAUGGCAAGGAGGGGACCGGGCAGCAGCCGGGCAGGCGAGGGGGCUCUGAGCUGCUGCCGGCGGGAGGGGAGAAGCGCAGCGGCACGCUGGGGAACCUGGCCGAGGAGCUCAAUGGCUACAACAGGAAAAAAGGGGGCUUCACAUUCCGCUUUGGGAGAUGAGGGCCCAGACUCGACCCCCCAACUCCUGCGGGUCACCCCGUCCCGUCCUUCCCUUCCAUCGCACCUAGGUUUGCUCGGACAAAAGGGUAUCGGGGGGGUUCGCUGCUGGGAUCGCCUUGGGGAGGGGGGACACCGCGUUUGCUCCGCUUGCAGCCCUGCUCCAGAUCUCACGUCCCCGUUUCCAGCCGGUGCGAUGGAAGAAGAGGAGGGUGCCUUAAAAAGAAGCCACCGUGUCCCUUCCCCGGUCACGCGUGGCCUUUGCUGGGGCACAGGGAAAGGGCCCUGCGCUGGGUGUCCAGCACCGCAGUGCAGGCGGAGAGCAGGGAUGCCACAGCAGGACAGGCAGAGCUGGCAAGGCCAGGAGUCGAGGCUGGAGGCAGGUGGGCUGAAGGGUUACAGCGGGAUAGUCCUGGUGGUGACAGUCCCCCGGGGCUUGCCUGUAGCUGCCAGCCAGGGCAGGGCUGUCGGGGAGGAGCAGGUCCCUCAGAGCUCUCCGCAGAGUCACAGAGCUGCUGCUCUCCUGCCUAUUAAGGAAAAGUCCCUCCGGCAGCAAAUUCUGCUUAGUGUCAAGAUGCCACUUACAAGAGCCGGCUCCUGCGUGCAAACCAGGCCAGAGCAGCAGGGUUCGAGAAAAUUUUGUCCUUAGAAAUCCCUGGCGUGAGCACGGAAACCUGCCCUGGCAUCACCAGUGCUGCUGCAGCCCCACCGCCCCGCUCACACCCCGACCUCAGGUGCUGUCGUAGUCCUCGCCAGGGUGAGAUGGCGACGACCGACCUUCAGCGUCCUCGUCACAUCCCCCCAGCACUUGCCUGAAAGCCUGCCCCUUCCUAACCCCCA
Harpia harpyja (harpy eagle) is the source of this 1333-nucleotide messenger RNA. RefSeq names its product pyroglutamylated RFamide peptide (gene QRFP). The coding region runs from base 110 to 496 and encodes 128 amino acids. Lineage: Eukaryota; Metazoa; Chordata; Aves; Accipitriformes; Accipitridae. Gene Ontology annotation, molecular function: orexigenic neuropeptide QRFP receptor binding. The record is from RefSeq and is a predicted model, not a curated record. The transcript has 2 exons.